Messenger RNA from Saccharomycodes ludwigii, 348 nucleotides. It is a transcript of the gene GIM4, whose product is annotated as tubulin-binding prefolding complex subunit GIM4. Gene Ontology annotation, cellular component: prefoldin complex; cytoplasm. Gene Ontology annotation, biological process: protein folding. Gene Ontology annotation, molecular function: protein folding chaperone. The transcript has a single exon. The coding region runs from base 1 to 348 and encodes 115 amino acids. Lineage: Eukaryota; Fungi; Ascomycota; Saccharomycetes; Saccharomycodales; Saccharomycodaceae. The record is from RefSeq and is a predicted model, not a curated record.
AUGGCUACUGAUAAAGAAAGUUCAGAUUUGAAGGUAUUACAAGCUCAAUACGAAGAGUUCAAACAAGAGUACAGAGCUGUUCAAAACAAAUUGUUUCAAUUACAACAUGAAAAAGAAGAAUAUGAAGUCGUUUUAGAAACACUAAAGAAAGCUGAUCCCAAAAGAAAGUGUUACAGAGCAGUUGGGAAUUCUCUUUUGGAAACUAAUGCUGAGAAAGCCACACCAAUAUUAAAAAAUAGAUGUUUAGAUUUAGAAAAAGCUGUGACAACAUAUAAAGGAGAAUUAAAAACAGCUUUGAAAUCGUUGGAUGAUUGGAAAAAGAAUAAUAAAAUAACAGAUGGUCGUUAA